AUGGAGCCCUCAGGCCUCACAGAGUCCACCACCCCGUCGGAUUACGAUUACAGUAGCCUUCUGUGUGAGAACGUGGCCUUUGUCUUUACUACCUUCGUCACCACCAUCCUCUACUCCCUAGUGUUGCUCUUUGGCCUGGUGGGCAAUGGCCUAGUGCUGUGGGUCCUGAUCAAGUAUGAGAGGCUGGAGUCUCUCACCAACGUCUUUAUCCUCAACCUGUGUCUCUCAGACCUGGUCUUCACGUGCCUGCUUCCCGUGUGGAUCAUGCCGUACUACGUAGACUGGGUGCUGGGUGACAUCCUUUGCAAGCUCCUAAACUUACUCUUCUCCAUCAGCCUUUACAGCAGCAUCAUCAUCCUGACCGUCAUGACCAUCCACCGCUACCUCUCUGUGGUGAGCCCCCUCUCGACGCUGCGUGUCCACACCCUCCGCUGCCGUGUGCUGGUGACCUGGGCCAUAUGGGCUGCCAGCCUCUUGUCUUCCAUCCCAGACGGUCUCUUCCACCAGGUGCACAAUGAAAAGUGUGAUUAUUCAGAACUCAAAUGGCAUCUCAUCUCGGUCUACCAGCACAACAUCUUCUUCCUGCUGUCCAUGGGGAUUAUCUUCUUCUGCUACGUGGAGAUUCUCAGAACCCUGUUCCGUACUAGAUCCAAACGGCACCGGCGGACGGCCAGGCUCAUCUUCACCAUCGUGAUGGUGUACUUCCUCAGCUGGGCGCCUUACAACCUGAUUUUGUUUCUGCAGACCCUGUUGAAACUCAGCAUCAUCCAGAGCUGCGAGGUCUCUCAGCAGCUCGAGUACGCCAUGGGCAUCUUCCGCAAGCUUGCCUUCUCCCACUGCUGCUUCAACCCCGUGCUCUAUGUUUUCGUGGGGGUCAAGUUCCGCACACACCUCAAAAAUCUGAUCCGACGGGUUUUAUUCCGUAGACAGCAGGCAUCUAGUUCAUACCCUAUCCCACCCCCCACCCCAGGAUCCUUCAACCAUGAGAGCACCUCCUUCUUUUGA
Elephantulus edwardii (Cape elephant shrew) is the source of this 1005-nucleotide messenger RNA. RefSeq names its product chemokine (C motif) receptor 1 (gene XCR1). The transcript has a single exon. The coding region runs from base 1 to 1005 and encodes 334 amino acids. Gene Ontology annotation, cellular component: membrane. Gene Ontology annotation, molecular function: chemokine receptor activity. Lineage: Eukaryota; Metazoa; Chordata; Mammalia; Macroscelidea; Macroscelididae. The record is from RefSeq and is a predicted model, not a curated record. Gene Ontology annotation, biological process: chemotaxis; G protein-coupled receptor signaling pathway; immune response.